Lates calcarifer (barramundi perch) is the source of this 2569-nucleotide messenger RNA. RefSeq names its product transglutaminase 2b (gene tgm2b). The record is from RefSeq and is a predicted model, not a curated record. Gene Ontology annotation, molecular function: protein-glutamine gamma-glutamyltransferase activity. The transcript is spliced from 13 exons. Lineage: Eukaryota; Metazoa; Chordata; Actinopteri; Centropomidae. Gene Ontology annotation, biological process: peptide cross-linking. Bases 173 to 2209 code for a protein of 678 amino acids.
CUGUGUUUUUUUCUCCUGAUAGGGGAGGGUCGCGUCACGCCCACCGCCAGACUGACUGGCACGCGGAGGACUACAAAUAAACCCGAGAUAACGUCGGGGUGAGACACAAUUUUCUCGCCUGGGCUGGAGAUUCACUGAAAACACAGUUUAGUCCAAGAAUACAGCAGCAACUAUGGCUCAAGCUCUGGACAUUGAACGUUGGAACUUGGAGUGUGAGUACAACAACAUGGACCAUCGUACUGAUCUCAACGGUACAGAUCGUCUGAUCGUGAGGAGAGGCCAGCCAUUCAGCAUCAGCCUGUACCUUCGCUCCGGAACCUAUCAACCAGGACUCAGCUCUCUUGAGUGUGUUGCAGAAACAGGUCCUCAACCCUCUGAGCAGUAUGGCACUAGAGCCUCCUUUGGUCUGUCUGCCAACAUUGACACUUCUCGUUGGAGCGCCGCUGUCACCAGCCCUCCUGGGGAUAUGGUGGCCCUGUCAAUCUGCUCUGCCCCUGACGCACCAAUAGGCCGCUACACCAUGACCCUGGGGCGAUCGGGGCGGAUUGAGUUCAUCCUGCUCUUUAACCCGUGGUGCCCAGGCGAUUCUGUAUACAUGGACAACCAGCAAAGUUUGGCAGAAUAUGUGUUGUCUCAGGAUGGUAUCAUCUUUCAAGGCAGCCAUGGACAUCCCAUACCCACUCCCUGGAACUUUGGCCAGUUUGAAAGUGGAAUCCUUGAUAUCUGUCUGAGGGUUCUGGAUAUGAAUCCUAGAUGUCUGAAUAAUCCUGGCAAAGACUGCUCAGGACGGAGAAAUCCCAUCUAUGUGUCCAGAGUGCUGAGUGCUAUGGUGAAUUGCAAUGAUGACAGAGGGGUGUUGCUGGGAAAAUGGACAGAUGGUUAUGAAGGAGGUGUGAGCCCCAUGUUCUGGAGGGGCAGUGUGGAGAUCCUGCGCAACUGGAGCACACAAGCCUGUCAGCCUGUGCGCUACGGACAGUGCUGGGUGUUUGCUGCAGUGGCCUGCUCAAUUUCCAGAGCACUUGGCAUUCCCUGCCGAGUCGUCACCAACUACCUGUCGGCCCACGACACCAACAGCAACCUGGUGAUUGAAACCUACAUCGAUGAAAAUGGAGACCUCAUUCGGUCCAGAGAAAUGAUCUGGAAUUAUCACUGCUGGGUGGAGAGCUGGAUGACCAGGCCUGACCUUAAACCUGAUUUCAAUGGCUGGCAGGCCAGUGACCCUACACCUCAGGAGAAAAGUGAAGGAGUGUACUGCUGCGGCCCUGUCCCUGUCAGGGCAAUCAAGGAGGGCGAGCUCACAUUCAAGUACGACGCCCCAUUUGUCUUUGCUGAGGUCAACGCUGAUGUCACCAGCUUCAUGAAGAAAAAAGAUGGCAGCAUAUCAAAAGUCACUUACACUACAACUGUAGGCCAAAAGAUCAGCACAAAGAGUGUGGGCAGCGAUGCCAGAGAGGACAUCACUCAUCUCUACAAGUAUCCUGAAGGUUCCGAUGAAGAGCGGGAAGCUUUCAGGAAGGCCAACCACCAGAACAAGCUGCUCCAGCAGCAGCAGAAUCAAGGCCUACACGUCGCCAUCAAGGUGACGUCAGACAUGAAGAAGGGCUGCGACUUUGAUGUGUACGCUGUGGUGACCAACAACACGCAGAGCGAGAAGAAGUGCCGCCUGGUGUUUGGAUCCUGCGCUGUGUCCUACAAUGGAUUUCUGGGAGGGAACUGUGGCUUUAAGGAUCUGCUCAAUGUUGAACUCUCACCAGGAGGGGAGAGGCGGGUUCCACUGAGGUUGAACUACUCAAAGUAUGGUGGCCUAAUUACUGAGGACAACUUGAUCCGUCUGGCAGUGCUGUUGCUGGACUACAGCACCAAAGAGACGAUACUGACAGUGAGAAACAUUGUGCUGGAGAAUCCUGAAAUCAAAGUCAGAAUCCUGGGUGAACCAAAGGAGAACCGCAAACUGGCUGCAGAGAUCACUCUUCAAAACCCGCUGCCAGAGCCGCUGGAGAACUGCUGCUUCAGUAUCGAGGGGGCCAACCUCACCGGAGGAUGCGUCAUCUCUGAAAAGCUGGGCUCCCCAGUUGGACCAGGGGAAGAUGCCAAGGUGAAAAUUUACUUCACUCCCACCCAUUUCGGGCUGAGGAAGCUGGUGGUCGACUUCGACAGCAACAAGCUGUGUCAUGUCAAGGGCUACAGAAAUGUCAUAAUCGGGAAAUAAAAGUUUCCACCUUUCACUGUCCAUUAGACAGCAGCAUUCUUACUCUUCUUAUUAUAGCAGUUUUCAGCCAUUUAAAGACUCACAAAGCACCCUCUUUGCACAGUUUUAAUACAUAAAAUGUUUUCUAUUCAAAUACUUAAGAAUCUCACUGUAUGUUGCUGAUUGCUACAUGUAUAUCUAUCUCUUAUUCAAUGCAAUACAUUUAACUGUGACUUGAAUACGUUUUGUACUCAGUAAGGCUAAUCAAAUGUUUUAGAUAGGAUCUGAACUAUUUCUUCACACAUUUUGAUGAGUGGUUUCUAAGUACCAUGUACUAUUUUUAUACCUUGUAAGCGCUACAAAUAAAAGAUAUGUUACACA